CCACUCCAUAUAUCUUAUCAGCAAAGUACUCAAUCAUCAAUAUCAUCAGCACUAGCAACAACAUGGGAGAGGUAGACCCAGCUUUCGUCCAAGACCCACAACACAGGCCAAAUCUCUCCAUUAUCCAGGCCGAAGGAAUACCCAUAAUUGAUCUCUCUCCAAUAACCAACCACACACUUUCAGAUUCAUCUUCCAUUGAAGGGUUGGUUAAGGAGAUAGGGAGUGCAUGCAAGGAGUGGGGCUUCUUCCAAGUAACCAACCAUGGGGUGCCCCUCUCUCUAAGGCAAAGGAUUGAGGAAGCUUCUAGAUUGUUCUUUGCGCAGAGUCUGGAGGAGAAGAGGAAGUACAGAAGAGAUGAGAUAUCUCCAACUGGUUACUAUGACACAGAACACACCAAAAACGUUAGGGACUGGAAAGAAGUCUUUGAUUUUCAAGCCAGAGACCCCACUUUCAUUCCUCUCACUUCUGAUGAACAUGAUGAUCGACUCAAUCACUGGAAUAAUCCAUCCCCUCAAUACCCUCCACACUUCAGGGAUAUAAUAGAAGAGUAUAUUCAAGAGAUGGAAAAGCUGUGCUUUAAGCUGUUGGAGCUUAUAGCUUUGAGCUUAGGCCUUGAGGCAAAGAGGUUUGAAGAGUUUUUCAUAAAGGAUCAAACUAGCAAUAUUCGACUGAACCACUAUCCUCCAUGUCCUUACCCUCACCUAGCUCUUGGUGUUGGUCGACACAAGGAUGGCGGGGCCUUAACCAUUCUUGCCCAAGACGAGGUUGGAGGACUUGAAGUCAAACGCAAAGCAGAUCAACAAUGGGUUCGAGUGAAACCUACACCAGAUACUUACAUAAUCAAUGUUGGGGAUGUUAUUCAGGUUUGGAGCAAUGAUGCCUAUGAGAGCGUGGAACACAGAGCGAUGGUUAACUCUGAGAAAGAAAGGUUUUCCAUACCGUUUUUCUUCAACCCUGCACACUACACAGAAGUGAAGCCUUUGGAGGAGUUGACGAAUGAGAAAAAUCCUCCAAAAUAUAGGCCAUACAAAUGGGGCAAGUUUCUUGUCCGCAGAAAGGGCGGCAAUUUCAAGAAACAGAAUGUGGAGAACCUUCAGAUUUAUCACUUUAAGAUAGCUUGAAUGAUACUCCACAUUCUGAUAAUUUAUUAACUUAUGCAUGUAAAACAGACUGAUCUAAGAAUGUUUCUGAUAUGAGUCUGUAAUCUUAUUUGCUGCUAUAUAUUAUUAGUGUGCAGUAUGUAUGCCACCAACAUCGAAUAAAAGAAGAAAAAAAGCAGUACUGUUUGUCA
Messenger RNA from Cajanus cajan (pigeon pea), 1291 nucleotides. RefSeq names its product protein LATERAL BRANCHING OXIDOREDUCTASE 1. NCBI's taxonomy places the organism in Eukaryota, Viridiplantae, Streptophyta, Magnoliopsida, Fabales, Fabaceae. The record is from RefSeq and is a predicted model, not a curated record.